Messenger RNA from Cylicocyclus nassatus, 1428 nucleotides. NCBI's taxonomy places the organism in Eukaryota, Metazoa, Nematoda, Chromadorea, Rhabditida, Strongylidae. The record is from the annotation of a GenBank genome assembly.
CAUACUUCUCCUACACUUGGUGUCUAUUCAACGCCAAAGUCGCAAUUUCAAUGUUUACGCUUAGAAUUGCUCGUAAUAUUCUCAACUCGUAUGUUUCUGUACCGCGGACAGCUUUAUUAAACUGGAGAAGAUGCUCUCGUUUUGAUAUAAGGGAAGUUUCUAAUGAAACUUUUCCCCGUUUUGGAACGACAGCAAUCCACGCUGGUCAAGAACCAGACCAAUGGGGAGCCUUGAAUCAGGUUGUGCCUCCUAUUUCAAUGUCGUCAUCCUACAAGCAAGAUCGAGCAAACAUGGAGAAUAAAUACUUUUACUCGAGAUGCGGUAAUCCCAGCAGGGAUGUACUUGAAAGGUGUUUGGCAUCGUUAGAAGAAGGCAAAUAUGGUCAUGCAUUCGCAUCUGGGAUGGCUGCCAUUAUGUCAGUCAUCAACAUUUUGAAAGCAGGAGACCAUAUGAUCUGCGCUGAUAAUGUAUAUGGUGGGACCCAGUGCUUCAUACGUCUAGUUGCCGGACCAUAUCAUAACAUUGGUGCAGAUUUCGUUGACAUGACAGAUGUAGGCAACGUCAAGCGGGCUCUGAAGCCUAAUACCAAGUUGAUCUGGUUGGAAACCCCAACGAAUCCUCUGCUCAAAAUCAUUGAUAUUGCCUCGUUGGUACGCACCGUUAAGGAGGAAAAACCUCAAGCUAUUGUGGUCGUCGACAACACAUUUAUGACCCCUUAUUUCCAGCGACCGCUAACCUUGGGAGCUGAUGUCGUUGUACAUUCAUGUACGAAGUACAUAAAUGGACAUUCUGAUGUUGUCAUGGGAGCAGCUAUCACUAAUAACCAAGACAUCCACGAUUAUCUACUUUUCCAGCAAAUGGCCGUUGGUGCUAUACCAUCUCCUUUCGAUUGUUUCCUUUGUAAUCGAGGACUGAAAACGUUGCACGUCAGGAUGCGGACUCAUUAUGAAAAUGCUCUUGCCGUAGCCAAAUUUCUCGAGGACCAUAAAAGAGUGGAAAAAGUCCUGUACCCCGCUCUUCCGUCACAUCCGCAACACAAAUUGCAUACGAGUCAGACCAAAGGAAUGUCCGGAAUGGUGUCCUUCUACCUAAAAGGAGGCCUUUAUGAAAGUGAAAAGUUCCUAAGCAAUUUGAAGCUGUUCUCACUCGCAGUUUCACUAGGUGGAUAUGAAUCUCUUGCUGAAUUGCCAUCGACAAUGACACACCAUUCAGUGCCUGAGGAGGAGAGGAAGAAGCUUCAAAUUACUGACAACCUUAUCCGAUUGUCUGUAGGAUUAGAGAGCUCCGACGAUCUCAUCGCUGAUCUAAAUCAGGCGCUCAAAAUUGCUGUGAAAGUUGGAAACGUGUGAUGCUUCCGUAGAAUUUGAACUUGGUCCAAUUCGCUUUUGAUUUCAAAGCUGAGAUAUAUCAAUAAAAUUUCUUGAAUGC